CGCUGUCUGGCGAGUAGCGCUGGGUUGUGCGUCACUUCGCUCGAUACGGGUUGCUUCAGCUUGAAGAAAAUAGUAAGAAACAUUUUUUUUUGCACUCUGGAAUUGUCUUUUCAAGCGAGAAUUAGAUAAGCUCGCCGCAGAGAAAUAGGCCGUUCUGAGGAAACUGAAAGCUGUUAGAGCCUCUUUGCAUGAUUACCACACAACAGCAGCGGAUAAAUUUCACCACGAACCGUUUUCAACGUCGUUACGGCUCGCCCUCCGACUGAGCGCCACUUUACAGUAAAAGUGACUGAAAUGCACACGCUACGGAGCGCUAAAAAAAAAUGAACGCCAAAAUGCUCACUGCUGCUUCGUUUUAGAAGCGGUGUGCGCGCGAAUGUGGCGCGAGCUGCUGCUGCUGCUGCUGCUGCUGCUGUUGUUGGUGCGGCUCGUGCCGCGCAUGAACUUGACGAAUUCAUUUACAUUAUUAUUUUUAUACGCGAGAACCGGCGUUGAACGAGGUAAAACUGUGGUCGUUGGGCUGGGAAUCUGACGUGCGGUUCGGGACUGAACUGAGAUUCAUGUCGAGACUCAUUUUCUACAUCAGAACAGAUUGACUCUCGAGUCGAGCCGUCGGCGCCUCAGCCAAGGUGAGCAAGGAUGCACAUGACCCGCAGUCCUGCCUCCCUCCCCGGUGCCGCCACGGGGGAGGCGCUCGACCUCAGCCUCACCGGCUCCCAGCUAACCGUGUCCCAGCGGCCCUGCGGCACCUCGCCUGCCAAACACUUUACCCGUUCCGUGUCAGUAGCAGGCGAAGGGCGCGGAAAGCACAACACGCUGUCUCAAGUCGGACCGGGCGGCUCCCGCUCAAUCAAGAACUUGCGUCGAUCCAACAGCACCACUCAGGUGAACCAGCGAGGGAACCUGAGCAUCAGUGAGGACAAGACCGAGGACUUCCUGGCCUUGUUUGACAGCAGCUCGGACGGGAGGAAGAAGCUGGCCGGCCUCAGCAGGGCCUCUCCAGACCGGACCACCUGGAAUAUCCUGGAUGACCAGCCGCGUACCUUCCCAGCACCCUCCAGCACCCGCAGCGCUGGGAGCCUCGACUCGCCCACGGGCCUACGGACGAGGGAGGCUGGUGUGCCGCUAGCACCCAACUUCACUGCCAACAACAGAAGCAACAAAGGUGCCGUCGGCAACUCGGUGACCCCCAUCCUGCACAACAACCACUCGGACAAGCCUCUCACACCCAAGAGCUCCAAUCAGAAGCCUUCCUUCAACAACAUCCUCAAAGCCACGGUGAACGACGAAAUUCCCCCAGAGAGCUCGUCCCUGACCAAGUCGCAGAAGAACUUUUCAUCCUCGUCUUCCACGUCCAACAAUAACGCGGUGCGGGGCAGCCCUGUCCUCGCCAGGCGCCGCGAAGUCACUGAGGAGGAGGCCGAGAGGUUCAUCCAGCAGGUGAACCAUGCGGCUAUCACCAUCCAGCGCUGGUAUCGACGGCACCGCCAAAGGCGGCGUGCUGGAGAAGCUGCCCUCCGACGACUCCUUGCAGCAAAGAAGAAGGAGCGGGAGCAGAAAGCGGAGGAAGGGCAGAGGUCCCCGGAAUUGCAGAAGAAGAAGGAUGAGGAGAGGAAGCGCAUCCGUGAGGAGAAGGCACGGCUGGCUCGGGCGGCUGCACUACAGGAACUGCAUCAGAAACGGACGCAGCGAGCUUCCGAGGUCCAGAGGGUAGCGCAGCAGGAACUGGAGCUCCUGAGGCAGAAUGGCAAGCUUGGCCGCAGGAAGCCUGCUAAGACCUCGCAAAUCAACAAGAGCGCCAGUCCCAUGGCAGAUGUAAAGGCCAAGAACACGGACACCAAUGUGAACGCGCUUGAUGAGCCGGUAGACGUCUCUAACCUGCGCCCGGAGUCUCCCACUGCCUCUCAGGGAAGAGGCUCCCAGGGCUCCGAGGAGAUCCAGAGGACAGCGAGUGUGGAGGACCAGCAGCAGGCUCCUUCAUCCAGCAGAGCACAGUCCAAAACAACCCUCAAUGACCUGCUGGAUACCCUGAAGCUUCUCGAGGAGGAACCGGAGAGGCUGUCGGAGCCCAAGAGCUGCAGGAAGGACAAGUACGCCUGGAUCGAUGAGGAUAGAGACGCCACGUCUCUGACGGCCGACAACCUGGAGCGCCACGGGCAGCUGAGCCAGGCUUCGGCCCUGCCUGAUGGGGGAGCCCUGCUCUCUGAGGCCAAGCUCCAGAGCAUUAUGAGCUUCCUGGAUGAGAUGGAGAAGUCGGAGCAGGAGCGACCGCGUUCGGUCACCUCCGGCUCCCACAGAGAGGCGCUGCUGUCGGAGGAGGAGCUCGCGUGCGUGGAGCAGGCAUCGGCCACGGCAGCGGAGGUCACGAGCUCCAUGAUGAGGAUGAAGCUGGAGUUGGAGGAGAAGAGACGCACUGUCAGCAUGCUGCAGACCGCCCUGGCCCAGCAGCGUGAGCUUACUGUCCGGCACGUGAAGGACACGGAGAAGGAGCUGAACCGUACCUUCCAGCUUCAGAAGGAGCAAUAUGAGGCCACCAUCCAGAGGCACUUGGCCUUUAUCGACCAGCUGAUUGAUGACAAAAAGGCCUUGAGUGAGCGGUGUGAGGGUGUGGUCGGCGAGCUCAAGCAGGUGGACCAGAAAUACACCAAGAAGAUCGCCCAGAUGCAGGAGCAGCACGAAUUGGUGUGGCACAUUCUGGGUCCCUUGUGUGAGGAAAUCAAGAAACUGAAGGAGCUGAUGAGCGCCACGGAGAAGAUCCGCCGUGAGAAAUGGAUCAAUGAGAAGACCAAGAAGAUCAAGGAGAUCACUGUGAAAGGCCUGGAGCCCGAGAUUCAGAAGCUCAUCUCCAAGCACAAGCAGGAGCUGGCCCGGCUGAAGGUGCUGCACGAGGCGGAGCUGCAGCAGGCCGACGAGCGCGCCGUCCAGCGCUACAUGCAGCAGAGCGAGGAGCUGCGUCAGCAGCUGGAGAGGGAGAGGGAUGAGCACACACUACGGGAGAGGGAGCUAGCCAGGCAAAGGUACGAGAAGCAGCUCCAGGAAGAAGAGCAGGCACUACAGCAACAGCGGAGGAGACUCUACAAGGAGGUGGCUGAGGAGAAGGAGCGUCUGGCCCAGUUGGCUGCCAGGCAGCGUGCGGAAUUGGACGACUUGAGGAGGAGGCUGGAAGACAACAGUUCUGUGGCUGGUCGGGCUCUGCGUGAGGAGAUGGAGAAACACCGUGAAGAGCAGGAGAGGCGGCACCAGGCAGAGAUGAAGGCCUUGAAGGAGAGGUUGGAGAUUGAAAAGCAGGCCUGGGAGGAGAAUUACAUGAAAAAAGAGGAAGCUUGGCUGCUUAGUCGGGAGCGGGAACUGAAAGAGGAAGUGCGCAGGGUUCGAGACAAGGAGAUUGAGUUGGCCAUUCAGAGGCUGGAGGAAGAAACAACUGGCGCCAGAGAGGAAUGCGAAAGAGCGGCGGAGAACCGGGUGAAGCGCGUCCGAGACAAAUACGAGGCAGAGCUGCGGGAACUGGAGCGGUCGGAGAGGGGCACGCAGGAGAAGUACAGGGAGCUGAAGAAGAAGCAGAAUGAGACGGAGAACGAGGUCAUCCGCCUGCAGGCCCUGCUGCGCCAGAAGGAGCAGGAGGUUCAAGACAUCACCCAGGUUCGGGACAAGCUGUUGGAGGAACGCCGCAGCAUGGCCGAGGUGAUUCGGCAGGAGUUCGCCGAGCGACUGGUGGAGACUGAGGAGGAGAACCGGCGCAUGAAGGUGGAGGUGUCUGAGCUGCGGGCUCGUCUUCGUCUCGAGGUGGAGAGGGUGGCCCGCGAGAAGGAAGAGGAGCUGGCCGAGGUUCACCAGAGGGUGAAAUCAGCCAUCUUGAAGAAGGAGGAAACUGUUAACAACCUGCGGAAGCAGCAUGAAGCAGCUUUAAAGAGAGCAGACCACCUAGAAGCUCUCCUGGAACAACAGCGGAAGCAGCUGCUGGACAAGUUAGGGGGCUUCUCCUCGUGAGUCCGUUUGGACCCUUCGCCUGUUACCCUGGCGGUUCCCACAGAUGCGCUUCAUGCGGAUGCAGGGGAAGAGGAACUUGUGUGAACCCCCGUCGCAGCUCCCACUCGACUGGAACCACAUGUCCCGGACGUCACCCUAUGGAUGUCGUGGUCGGUUCAGACCAAUGGGGGGGUGUCUCAGCCACAACCCUGAAAACACAAGCGCCAACUUUAGUCUCUUUGGUAUAUUUGUAGGCACACAGACUCCACCCUCUGCAGGGUGUUAAUGCAUCCAGUGAGAGGUCGCAGGGGCUGGAUGCCCUGGGGGGGUGUGAUAUGGGGGGCCAAGGAAGAGAUUUCAGCAAACACACCCCUCAGGCCUCCAGCUGAUGUCACUUCCCCUUCGUCAUUGUCAGCCGGAGCAGAACGGUCUUUGUUCAGCGCACAGGCGCUGUUUUGUCUCUGCGUCCCUUGAGGCCUUCUCUGAUGACAGGAUUGGUCCUGCAGCUCCCUCAGCCCCCCCACCCCCACUCCUCUUCAGGCCCUCCUGUCCAUAUGACAGACGCUGAGGUUUGUUGACGGUAGCAAGAUCCGUAGGUGAACCAACCUUUUGUCUAGUGUAGCUGGGGAGUUUGUGAAGGUACUUUAUAGGGUUUUCUAGAAGGUCUAAGGGCACGUCUUACUGGAGGGUUUUGCGAGCUCAGUGUACAGAGAUGAUUUAGAGACGGACAGCAGGUGGCGUAGUGGUUAGUGCUGUUGCCUUGUAUACAAGGACCCAGGUUUGAGUCAAAACAAAACAAAACUCUGCUGUAUAAAUGGGUAAAUCACUGCAACUUAGUGUACAAACCUACAAACGAGGUAAAUGAUAAACCAGAUAAAUAAAUAAAUAGUCUAUGGCUUGUGGAAUAUUUUAGGUGUAAAAAUAACAGUGCAGCUGAAGGGUUUGAAUGUAGGGUGUAAUGGAAGGGAAGAGGGAGGAGCUAAAGAAUGUAGAGGAAGUGAUUUUGGGAUUAUGGAAACACACUGGAUCUGUGGGGGUUGUUCAGGGGGGUGGGCAGUCCUACAUCAUAUGACCAGGCCUGGCAGGUCACCUCCACAAAAGUAGAACAUGAUUUCACCAAGGGGAGGGGGGGGGGUGACUCUGCUGUGGCUCUUGGUCCUUUUAAUGUCUCAGUUUCACCCCCCUGCCCCCCUUCCAUCUUUGAGAAACCACACGCUCUGAUGUUUAAUCUUCAUCUUUUUCGUAUCAGAGAAAACAUUUGGACCAUUUUAAAAGGAAAAAAAGGAGGCGGUGUGAUGUUCUGCUCCCCCCCCGCUGGGUACAUCUCCCUGGUGAGCUGAGCACCUCCCCCCAUGACUCCAUGACUCCAACCCCUCCAACGUGGUUGGCAUCUGUCCUGCAUGCCAGUCCCACAUGUGCCAAUGAGCCGUUAUUGUACAUGCCUGUCAGCCACUCGUGACCUCCGACCCCUGGUGGGUUCGAGGCAGGAAGCAACUGCAACUUGAAC
Molecule: messenger RNA, 5473 nt
Organism: Scleropages formosus (Asian bonytongue)
Lineage: Eukaryota; Metazoa; Chordata; Actinopteri; Osteoglossiformes; Osteoglossidae
Gene: cep131
Product: centrosomal protein 131
Exons: 27
Coding region: 640-3987 (1115 amino acids)
Biological process (GO): cilium assembly; regulation of centrosome duplication; intraciliary transport involved in cilium assembly
Cellular component (GO): centriolar satellite
Molecular function (GO): protein binding
Source: RefSeq, a predicted model, not a curated record